Molecule: messenger RNA, 885 nt
Organism: Neltuma alba
Lineage: Eukaryota; Viridiplantae; Streptophyta; Magnoliopsida; Fabales; Fabaceae
Exons: 2
Coding region: 1-885 (294 amino acids)
Source: RefSeq, a predicted model, not a curated record
AUGAUGCUCUCUGCUCUUAACCCUUACACUAUUGACAAGGAGUUUAUCAAGUGGUAUGAUGACUUGGAGCUUACUGACUUAGGCCGUUGUGGUCCCUUCUUUACUUGGCAUAGAGAGGGUUGUGAAAGCCGUAUCGACAGAGUGGUAGCCAGUGACAAGUUCAAGGAGUCCUUCCCCGAAGCCAUUAUGAAGAACUUACCUUGGUUCAAGUCUAACUACCAGCUAGUUCUUCUUACUCCCACUUCUGUUACCACGCGACGUAAACAAGAGAGGCUGUUUCGCAUGAAUGCUGCUUGGUUUCUUCAUGAUGACUUUGACACAAUGGUGAAUAAUUGGAGUUUCAACGUGUUUGGUCAUCUAGGAAGACAGAAAAAUCGCAUUCUCAACCUCUUAGAUGGCAUCAUUAAAAACUAUGGCUCCACCGAUUAUUCUUCCUCUAUUGAAAAACUUCAAAGAUAUCUUUGGAUGGAGUUAGAAGACAUCCUCAUUAAAGAAGACUUGAUGUGGGCCCAGAAAGCAAAAUGCAAGUGGUUUGCUAUGGGAGAUAGGAAUACAAAGUUUUUUCACGCAAAAGCAAAUGGGAGACGAUGCAGAAACAAGAUUGAAGCUAUUAAAGAUGAAGCUGGUAUUUGGACUAAUGAUGUCUCUCGAAUUAAGUACAUGGCCACUAACUUCUUCACCAACCUGUUUAGCAACGAGGACAUAGAUGGAGCUUACCCGCAAAUUGAUUGUACCUUCGCUCCCUUAGACAAGUCUUACAAGGAAGAUCUUCAACGUAGAGUCUCCGAGGAGGAAAUUAGAGGAGCAAUCUUCAGUAUGGGAGCACUUAAAUCCCCUGGUCCUGAUGGUUUAACGCUCUCUUCUUUCAACACCAAUGGAAGAUGA